AUGCAAAAUAAUAGAAAAUUAGAAGCGCUUUUAAGAAAUCUUUGCUACACAAGCGUUUGCAAGGAAGUUUUCAAAAACAUAAUUAUUGAGGAAGAUGAAAGUAUUUUUGAAGCCAAGCUUACAGAGCUCUUUAAUUAUGUGGCAGAGAAUUCAUAUUAUGCUCAUCUUCCAAAAGGUUUGCAUGGGGUUACUGCUAUUGGCUGUAAAAUAUUCAUAUCAAGCAAAUACUUGAAAAAAAUAGAAGAUGAAGAAGAAGAGAAAAAAGAAAAGGAGAAAGAAGAAGAGAAAGAAGAGGAGAAAAAAGAAGAGAAAAAAGAAGCGAAAAAAGUAAAUGAAUUAGAAGUAAGAUUAAGAAGAGAUCUAAAAAAGCUAGAAGAUAGAUUUAGAUGGAGCCCAACUCUGAAAAUACUUCUACAUGAAAUAGCUGUUCUUUCUACUAGAUUCUGGGAACAGCAAACAUCUUACUUUAGAAUUGCACCUAGAGAGUAUAUAAAUCCAUCAAAUCCUCGAAAAUCAUAUAAAGAUAUAGGAGACUAUCUCGAGUCGUUACUCUUUGGUGACAGGUUGAAGAGUCUUUAUCGUGGAGGGGCAGAGAUUUUAUUAAAUAUUCACAACUGAAACUUGCCGAUUGAUAGGUUUCAGUCUAAAUUCCUAGAAUGGCAAGAAGAUAGCAAAGCAUAUGGUGGCAAUUUUUACCUUCUCUGAAGUCGAAAAAUAGAAGCCAACUGUGUUACAUUCGGCAGAUGUGGGAUGUCUUAUUUGAAUUCGCGUUAG
Messenger RNA from Blepharisma stoltei, 774 nucleotides. The record is from the annotation of a GenBank genome assembly. Lineage: Eukaryota; Ciliophora; Heterotrichea; Heterotrichida; Blepharismidae.